AUGGGUUUGGAGCAUCAAUUUUGGGAGGAGCAACCUCCUCCAUAUUACAAUGAACCAUACCCUUCCCAAUAUGCAUACCCAAACCUAGGAUAUGGUGGAUUCCACUAUGAUUAUACACCUCCACCACCAUAUACCUAUGACCCCUACCCUCAACACAACCCUCAAUCACCAUAUUUUCAAACACCAUAUCAAUACCACCAUCCACCCCCUUAUACACCACCUCAAGAUGCCUAUCAACAUGAACUACCUUCCACAUAUACAACCUUCUUCCCUACCAAUGAACCUUUCCUUUCACACCAAUGUGAAACUUUCCCACCCUUGACCCAAGACCAUCAAGACCUUCAAGUUCUUCUCCAAGAGCAAGAAGGAUCCCAAAGAACUCAAAGGCGAAUCAUGGCUACCAUAGACGAAGCGGUAAACCGCUUAAUCCUCCUACGCUCAUCCGAUCAAGGCAUUCCUCUUGAGGAAUGUGAGGGAUCAACUAAAGCCUGUAGUGAAGAGAAGAGCGUGGAGCCACAAGGGGAAGAAGAAGGGUUAGAGCUUGAAGUGCAACAAGAGAAAGAUAGUGAAGUAUGUGAACCGGAGGAGAGAAGGGGAGAAUUGAGGGAGGUUGAUCAAUAUGAGGAUUCCAUUAUCAAUGAUUUUUUGUCCUCCUUGAUCAAUCCCCUUGAUUAUCCUAAUGAGCAUCUUCCCAUUGAGCUUGAAAAAGACAUGGAGGUAGACUUCUCACAACCUCCUUGUUGUGAUGUGAGUGAUGGAGAAGAGGAGGAAGAGGUUGGUAAGGAAGGAGUGGACAACCAAAAGCAUAUUGAGUGGGUGGCAAUUUCACCUAUAAGCUUUAUUGGCCCCCACCAAUAUGCUAUCUUAGAGUCGGGUUACCAACUCAAGGUCCCUCUUGGGUUGGUACAUGGUGGAGGAAGGAGUAGUGGUUGCUGA
Molecule: messenger RNA, 936 nt
Organism: Arachis duranensis
Lineage: Eukaryota; Viridiplantae; Streptophyta; Magnoliopsida; Fabales; Fabaceae
Exons: 1
Coding region: 1-936 (311 amino acids)
Source: RefSeq, a predicted model, not a curated record